CACGGCGGCAUAGGUAUAUAUUUUGUGCUCUAUGCUCAUUAGAUUGUUCCUCUCUAGUCUACUCCAUUCAUGUUUCUCCCAUGUUGUGUUGCGUUUCGAGUGUAAAGAGAUAACGAAGAAUGUUGGGGUGUUUCGGGUGUAAAGAGAUGACGAAGAAUAUUAGGGUGUUGAUGAAGAAAAGUGCGAGUUCAGGGUUUGCUACUCGAUUGCUAUGCUUUUCUUUGUUGUUGGCUUUCUUCAUUGUGUUCCACAUGGCUCGUCCGUCUUCCACCUCUACACUCCAUGCUCUCAUAGUUUCACCCAUGCGGCAUAGUACUCAAGUGAAUGUGGAAAAUACACCAAUGAAUGGACCGACGACAAGGGACAUAAUUAUAUGUGACAGAUCACAAUAUUACUACGACAUUUGCUCCAUUAAUGGGCCGGCAGUGUUCGACCCAGCCCAGUCAACAUUCUUCGUCAACAGCCCAAAAUGCAACAAUGGGCCCAAUUUGACAGUUGAGAAGGUCCGGCCCAAUAUCAAAGAAGUCACUCUCACGGAAGGCCCAUUAGGCCCAAACUGCGACGUUCACCACGCUGUUCCCGCGCUUGUAUUCAGUGCGGGGGGGUACACCGGAAACUUCUUCCAUGAUUUCAACGAUGGGUUCAUUCCCCUCUUCAUCACCGUUAAUUCCGUCUUCCCAAAUCGAGAUUUUGUGUUGGUGAUUUCCCAAUUGGAGGAUUGGUGGGUGGCCAAGUACAAAGGGUUAUUGCGUAAUUUCAGUAAAUACGCGAUCGUAGAUUUUGACAGAGAAAACGUCACACAUUGUUUUCCUAGGGUUUCGGUUGGUCUUAUGUCGCACGGUUUCAUGACCAUAGAUCCAAAGCAAAUUCCCACUUCUAAAACCAUUCUCGAUUUCCGAACAUUCUUAGCUACCACAUAUGGGAACAUCGGCAUGCCACCCGACGACACGGUCGCCAAGCCGCGUCUCGUGUUAACUAGUCGUAACGGCAGUUUAGGGCGUGUUAUUCUGAAUCAGUACGAAGUGAAAAUGUUGGCUGAAAAGAUAGGGUUUGAAGUAAUUAUGUUCGAACCGCAUACAAAUACAUCCUUGGAAAAAUCGUUUGGUCUGAUAAACUCAAGUCACGCGAUGCUAGGGGUGCACGGGGCUGCCCUAACGCACGCGAUGUUUUUGCGUCCGGGCUCGGUGUUCAUUCAAAUUGUCCCGAUAGGAGCGGACGGAGUAUCGGAGCUUUGUUUUGGAAAGUUGGCCAAGAACUUGGAGCUAGAGUAUGAGGAAUACAAGAUUGAAAUGCAUGAAAGCAACUUAGUAGACAAGUAUGGGAAAGAAGAUAGUGAAGUGUUGAAUGAUCCUUUGGCUCUUCAAGCAAGAGGUUGGUCCAAGGAGAUUAUGGAUAUCUAUUUGAGAGAACAAAAUGUAAGAUUAGAUCUAAAGAGGCUAAGAACAUAUCUGCAGAGAGCAUAUCACAAGGCAAAGGUUUUCAUGGACAAAAAUGGUUAAUUUGUUUUACUUUCGAUAGCAUGUAAUGCUCAAUUAUAUAGAAAAA
Molecule: messenger RNA, 1545 nt
Organism: Ipomoea nil (Japanese morning glory)
Lineage: Eukaryota; Viridiplantae; Streptophyta; Magnoliopsida; Solanales; Convolvulaceae
Exons: 2
Coding region: 120-1499 (459 amino acids)
Molecular function (GO): glycosyltransferase activity
Source: RefSeq, a predicted model, not a curated record